AGAGUGUCACGUUCGCAGCGUGGAAUACACAGAAUGCCACUGAUCCAGAUAAGUUCAACCAGGUCUUAAGUGAUAUGAUGAAUGACAUAGCAAGUCAGGCUGCAAAUGAUCGGUCAGGGAAGAAAUUCGCUGUCAAAGAAGCUGAUUAUUCCACAUUUCAGAGAUUAUACGCCCUUGGACAGUGUACUCCAGAUCUUUCCAGUCUUGACUGCGAGAAUUGCCUUAGAAACGCCAUUUCUCAAAUACCCACAUUCUGUAAUAAUCGUCGGGGCUGUAGAAUUACUUUUUUUAACUGCAAUAUUAGGUAUGAACUCUACAAGUUUUACAAUUCUGUAAGCCCAGCACCCGAGCCUGCAUCGAGUUCUUCUUCUCCUCCUCCUUCUCCACCUCCUCCUUCCAAUUCUACUAGUAGUGAAGAGGGGGGCGGAAUCUCAACACAAACAAUUGUUGCAAUUGUUGUCCCAAUAUCUCUUGCCAUUGUGCUAUUGGUCGUGGGCUUCUGCAUAGCAAGGAGAUCCAAGAAGACAUAUGUCUGUACCAUUUUUUCUGUAGGUGCAAGUGAAAUCUCAAUAACAGAAUCGUUACAAUAUAACCUCAGUGAUAUUCAAGCCGCCACAAACAACUUUGCUGAUCAAAACAGAAUUGGAGAAGGUGGAUUUGGACCUGUAUACAAGGGUACACUUCAUAAUGGACAAGAGAUAGCUGUGAAAAGGCUAUCAGGAAGCUCAGCUCAAGGUACAGAAGAAUUUAAAAACGAAAUUGCCCUGGUUGCUAGGCUUCAACACAGAAACUUGGUCCGACUACUUGGUUUCUGCUUGGAAGGAGAAGAAAGAAUACUCAUCUAUGAAUUUGUGACCAACAAAAGCCUUGACUACUUUCUCUUUGACCCAGAAAAGCAACCAUUGUUGGAUUGGUCAAGACGAUACAAGAUCAUAGGAGGAAUAGCAAGAGGACUUCUUUAUCUUCAUGAAGAUUCUCGACUUAGGAUUAUACAUCGUGAUCUUAAAGCCAGUAACAUAUUACUAGACAGAAAUAUGAAUCCAAAGAUCGCUGAUUUUGGCAUGGCAAGGCUAUUUGGAGUUGAUCAAUCUGAAGGAAAUACAAGUAAAAUCGCAGGGACAUAUGGUUACAUGGCUCCUGAGUACGCAUUGCACGGCUUAUUCUCUGUAAAAUCAGAUGUGUUUAGUUUUGGUGUUCUAGUUUUAGAAAUUCUAAGUGGCAAGAAGAACAGUCAGUUCAACCAAGCUCAUGGAGGAGAUGACCUUCUAAGCUAUGCUUGGAGACAAUGGAGGGAUGGAACACCAUUAGCAUUGGUAGAUCCAACAAUCGGAGAUACACAUUCAAGAAAUGAAGUUAUUCAAAGCAUCCAUGUCGGCUUGCUAUGCGUUCAAGACGAAAUUGAACAAAGGCCAACCAUGGCUUCAAUAGUUCUCAUGCUCAAUAGUAAUUCUAUAACAUUGCCUGCACCUAAUCCGCCUGCAUAUUUUGGUCGUAGUAGAACACAAAGCUCACCUAACGAUUUACAAGUAUCUGAUACAUCUACCGGCACCAAGUCUCCAUCAAACCCGUCUAUCAACGAAGUUUCAAUCACUGAAUUAUAUCCCAGAUGAACAACAGC
Molecule: messenger RNA, 1618 nt
Organism: Coffea eugenioides
Lineage: Eukaryota; Viridiplantae; Streptophyta; Magnoliopsida; Gentianales; Rubiaceae
Product: cysteine-rich receptor-like protein kinase 10
Exons: 9
Coding region: 75-1610 (511 amino acids)
Biological process (GO): protein phosphorylation
Molecular function (GO): ATP binding; protein kinase activity
Source: RefSeq, a predicted model, not a curated record